This is a messenger RNA of Desarmillaria tabescens, 750 nucleotides long. RefSeq lists its product as uncharacterized. The transcript has 5 exons. Bases 1 to 750 code for a protein of 249 amino acids. The record is from RefSeq and is a predicted model, not a curated record. NCBI's taxonomy places the organism in Eukaryota, Fungi, Basidiomycota, Agaricomycetes, Agaricales, Physalacriaceae.
AUGAUCGAGUGCAUUAUAUGCUACGACCCGCUCACGGAUCCCUAUGCAGCGGCCUGCGAUGGUUCGCCUUCAACUCGCCACAACAACGCGUAUGCAAAUGCCCUACCUGUAAUUCAACGAUCAAUAAGUGGCUAUUCUUCUGAUAGCCGAUUAAUGGUAGUCGGUUCUGAAGCGCUAGUGGAGGAGUUGUCUGCGUUACGCACACAAGUCAAGGACCUCGACGCGUGCAACGCGUCUCUGAAAACUGAAGUAGAAGGGCUGAGAAGCGAGGUGGAGGGCUAUAAGAGUUUGACUGAAGAGCUCUUGGCGGACAUGUACACCGAAGAUGAAAACCGGCAGCAGGAGAGAAAUCGAGUGGCAUGCGCCCUACAUGGCGUUUUUACCAGCAUUAGAACUGUCUUUCUGCGAAAGACCGUUUUACUUGGGGUGCUCUCCGCACUCUGGAACGCUCUUGUUAGCGUUGGAUGUGCCCUCUUCCUGCAGACCGUUUGGCUUGGCAUCGAGAUCGUUUGGCGCGUGGUGACUCGUCCGGAAGAGUGUCUGAGGGAGGUGGCAUUCUAUGUGUGGCUAUUCACUGACGUCGCUGCAUCGGCAAUGAUUCUUGCUCUCGCGCUGCUUGGGAUUCUUUGUGGGGACUAUGAAUGUAUAGUGAUCUGGCUCGACUUCGGGUAUCCGAGGCUGUGCGGAUUGCUUGAGUGCAUAGGGAGAAAGAGUAACGCGUGUUUGGUUCGUCGGUUUAGUGAAGAAUGA